Molecule: messenger RNA, 459 nt
Organism: Entamoeba invadens IP1
Lineage: Eukaryota; Evosea; Mastigamoebida; Endamoebidae
Product: calmodulin, putative
Exons: 1
Coding region: 1-459 (152 amino acids)
Cellular component (GO): myosin II complex
Molecular function (GO): calcium ion binding
Source: RefSeq, a predicted model, not a curated record
AUGGCAAUGACUGACAAGAAGGAAUUAACUGUGGAGCAGCAGCAAGAGUACAAAGAGGCGUUUCAGUUGUUCGACAAGGACAACGACGGCAAAAUAACGGCCGAGGAGUUAGGGACUGUGAUGCGUGCUUUAGGUGCAAACCCUACCAUGUUAAAAAUUAGUGAAAUUGUCAAACAGUUUGAUAAGGAAAACAGUGGCAAAUUUGAUCAGGCGACUUUCUUGAAUAUCAUGUUGGACUAUGGACAAGAAGUAGACUCAACUGAAGACAUCAAGAAAGCUUUUGAGAUCUUCGAUAAGGAACGUAACGGCUUUAUCUCCGCUUCAGAACUCAAACACGUGUUGACUACUCUUGGAGAGAAACUUAGUGAACAAGAGGUCGACGAUUUGUUGAAAGAAAUUGGAGUCGAGGAUGGGUUCAUUAACGUCGAGGCUUUCGUCAAACUCAUCACAAGCAAAUAA